AUGCCCCCUGACUACUUCCUCUACCCCAGAAUGUCGGACAACAACGCUCAUCCCGGCGUUCGCAGCCUGCUGGCCAAGUUUGAGAACAGCCCGAGCUCAGUCACCUCGCCGCCCUCGCGUGGAAGAUCGCCCGUUAGCUCCGAUACCCCCGGCUCGUCCCGCCAGCUUUCCAAAGUCCGCGCCAGCUUCGUAACAGUCGACGGUGUGGUCCAGUCAAACCCAGGCUCACCAUUGCGCAAGACAAGUGGACGGAGUGACAGCUCAGGAAUGUUCGGUCCGAAGAUCAACGAGGAGGAGGUGGAGGCACGUCGCCAGAGUGUGGCAUCCCCCACACCUGGCAGUCUGGAUGAUGGUCAACAGGGUGUCCUUGAUCAAAUGGUCCGCCCCGUCCAGUCAGAGCCAACCUCUGCUCCGACUGUGCAGGAACAAGGAAAGGAAAAGUCUGCAUCUGCUGUCGACACCGUGUCUCCCGCGAAGGAUGCAUUGCCCGCGAAGGCGGCUGUCGCUGCGCCUGCCUCAGCACCCACAUCCACAGUCGCACCUGCCCGUGGGGCCUCGGAGCGCACGGCUCAAAAGACAGUCACAAAGCGCCCCUCUACCAUCAAUGCUGCAAGAAACGGCGCUUCUACCAACAAGUCUGCCUCCUCCGCCGCGCCAACAUCCAAAUCAUCUGUCAACACAACCACAAAGCCUGUAACCUCCCGGGAGAUCGCCAAGGAACGUGCCAAUACCCUUGCUAGUAAGCCAAGUCGCGCAUCCUUGAAUCCUGCAACAAAGACUGCUACCCGUACCGUUCGGGGCGCAACACCAUCACAGGAGACUUCAAGAGUAUCUCCCCCGAGCAGCGUCAAAUCUCGCACGCGAUCACCUACUAGGCCUGUUCGCCUGCCCGCUUCCAUGACUGCACCAACUCAAUCAUCUGGGGCAAGACUCGGGAGUGCGGUUCCUCCCGCCUCGCGAACAACCACCACUGCCUCCACACUCACGAGAAAGCCAUCUUCUCUCAAGAGUGCUGCUGGACCAGCCCAGACACGCCCCACUGCAGGAACUGCAGCUAGUGUGCGCAGACAGCCUUCUCGUCCUUCUCUUCCCGCUCAGUCAGCCCAAGACCGACCCAGCUCACGUACCAGUGAUCACGCCAAGCCGGCCAACGAAGGAUUUCUGGCGAGAAUGAUGCGCCCAACGGCCAGUUCGGCUAGCAAGACACAUGAUCGACCUGAGACCAAGGCUCCUCAGAAGACCACUACAAGCAAGGCUCCACGGCCCUCGGUGGGACGGGUGCCUGAGCGCAGUGCGCAGCAAGCCAGACCUAAACCCGCGGCUCUGCAUCCUCAGUCGGAAAUGUCGCAUGCAUCCAACAAAGAGCCUCUCCCGAAGAAGGAAAUCGAGGAGACCAAGGUUUGCCAACCGGCGCAGGAGAGUGAAAAGGAGAAUAUCGAAGAAUCCACUCCUGUCAUUCCCGAGGAGCCUGAGGUCAUCGAGUCCAAUGAAGUUGUUGUCGAGUCACCCGAAGUUGAGACUGCAGCCGAAACAGCCGACAACAUCAAGCAGGAAGCUGUUCCAGAGCCUGUUGUUGAGAUUGCCAGCAAGACAGUGGAACCCACACCCGUAGAGUCUUCUGCAGAGGCUUCCCUUGAGCAUGCCGAUGAGGCAGUUACCGAGCAGGAAGCUCCGGAAACUUUGUCGGUCGAUAAGCUUGAGCCUGAGAACGAGGCCGAUGACGUGGAGGCUAGUGUCGAAGAAUCACCUGAGGUGCAAACCGAGUCUCCUGAAGAAGCCUUCGAGACCCCUGCCGACUCCACCCCCUCGAAUGAACCUGCCGUGGUUGUUGGAGAAGACACCACCCCUGAAGAAUUUGAGGUUGUCGAGGUCCCUCAGUCAACCGAAGCUUCUGUCGAUGGAUCUAGCGAGAAGGAUACUGAAAUCAAGGAAGUCCCCGUCGCUGAGCCUUCGACCCAGUCAGAGGAAGUUUCUACUUCCAGUGAUUCUAUUCCUGUUGAGCAACCCGCAUCUGAGGGCAAUGUCGACAUCGACUUUGUCAGUCUUGCACUCAACUAG
Molecule: messenger RNA, 2058 nt
Organism: Penicillium verhagenii
Lineage: Eukaryota; Fungi; Ascomycota; Eurotiomycetes; Eurotiales; Aspergillaceae
Exons: 1
Coding region: 1-2058 (685 amino acids)
Source: RefSeq, a predicted model, not a curated record